AUGAGCUCAACGCCCUUCAACCUCCCUACCAAAGCCUGCCACAAUUGCAGGAAGCGACGAUGGAGAUGCGACCGGUCCUUGCCAAGUUGCCAGAAAUGUUCUUCAGCGGGGACUGAGUGUUUGGGCUAUGGAAAGAUUUUUGUGUGGAACCAGGGCGUGGCGAGCCGGGGGAAGAUGAUGGGAAAGGGAUAUGAAGAGCGGAUGCGCAUGGUGCGUGAGACUGCGACGGAAAAGGAAGCCAAGGCCCACGAUGUACCCACCCUGAUAUGGGAGAACGAGAAUGUACCGAAACAACCAAAUGCAGACGUCGACCUUCAAGGACCAUGUGCGGAUUCCGAUGCCGAACCAGUGCCCACUCCCGCGCACCAGGAUGAGGAAGAGAUGGCCAUGACAGUUCACUGGCCUUUGGUAGAUCCGCUGGUCAACGAUCUUGACCAGCAUUCACGAUACUACCUGUAUCACUUCGCUGCACAUGUAUGCGAUGUCUUGGUGGUGCACGACAUGCCUGGACAGAACCCCAUACGUGACAUGAUACCUGCGACGUCCGCAUACCCGCAGCUGCUCCAAAUCAUGAUCGCAAACUCAGCCUUCCACGUGUUCAACAUCUCGCGCAACCCCAUGGGCCAGUCAGCUUAUCAGGGGCAACAAAGCCCGACCGCCAUGGCAUACUAUCAAGCUGUGAGUCGAUUCGGAGGGCCGAUGAAGUCGUCGUACAGAGACGCUCUCGUCGCAAAGCAACGGGCUUUGACAUUGCUGGCGCAGAACGUGGCAUCGGUCAAUGAGUCCAACAUCGACCUCAUACUAUUAACAAUUCUGAUGUUUGUCAAUUAUGCCCUGGUCGAGUCGGGACGAGACAAGUGGAAAGUGCACAUGGACGGCGCGCUGAAGCUCAUUAGGCUUCUUGGUGAACCGCCAUACCUGCAGCGCCCAAUGAGCCGGCUACGACUGACGAUCCUCUCAGACUUCCUAGUCUUUCACGUCCUAGGCUCGACCUUCAGCUUCACUACGCUUCCUAGACUCAUCCCAGAUACGAUCGAGCUGGAGCCCAUAUUACGAUAUGCGGAGACGAACAACUACCUCUCAUGUCCUGGCCCACUUCUGCGCAUCAUGCUCGAAUCCUUCGCGCUGCCAGAUGAGCUUGACGCCCCUGGGAAUACGUAUCCUCGCAAUGAUAUCCAGGAUCAAGUGGGUGUGUUGCUGCAGCGCGCGCUUGCAUUCGAUCCCAUUGCUUGGUCUUGCGACCUCGAACCUGCUUCCCCUUUCGAAGAUAUCGAGCAGCGCAUGCGUAUUGGUGCCGCGCACCGCUCAGCAGUUUGCAUCUACCUCGCGCGUGUGUUACCCUCGACCAACCCACUAUUCGAUACAGCGGGUGGUACCGCCCUCGUCAGUUUGACAGCUCUCGCAGACGACGUUGUUCACCACAUCUCGCAUCUGAAAGCCGGGGACGCGCUGUUCAAGUCGAUAUGUUGGCCCUUGUUCCUCGCUGGUGCUGAAUCAGAGGAUCCAGAACAGAGGGAGUGGAUUAUGAACACACUUGACGAGUUGUAUGGGAUAAUGUUUUGGGGGUAUCUGCGUACCUCUAAGCGAGUGCUGGAAGCCAUCUGGAAGUUCAAGGACAGAGCAAUGGCUGGCACAGACAACUGCUGGGUUGCGGAAGUGAAAGAUUAUGGGACUGAGAUCCUUAUUGCAUAA
Messenger RNA from Cucurbitaria berberidis CBS 394.84, 1692 nucleotides. RefSeq lists its product as uncharacterized. Bases 1 to 1692 code for a protein of 563 amino acids. Gene Ontology annotation, biological process: positive regulation of transcription by RNA polymerase II. Gene Ontology annotation, molecular function: zinc ion binding; DNA-binding transcription factor activity, RNA polymerase II-specific; transcription cis-regulatory region binding. The record is from RefSeq and is a predicted model, not a curated record. Lineage: Eukaryota; Fungi; Ascomycota; Dothideomycetes; Pleosporales; Cucurbitariaceae. Gene Ontology annotation, cellular component: nucleus. The transcript has a single exon.